UGUUUCAAUCAUAGGUCAGCAACCGGUUCAAAAGCCACAGGAUUAGCGCUAACUCCUCGCGCUGUAGGUUGCCAUUGAAAAGAAAUCCGCCAGUCGUUUACAUUUAUUGAGUUUCCGGUUGCUGAUCACGAAGAACUUGACUUCAACACAAAUAGAAUCCAUCCACUCUGAAGGCGAAUAUGAAUUCUGUAUUAACAGUUUUCGUAUUGCUAGUUUUUGUGGUUACAGAACAACGUGCAGGGUCAUUUUUCUUGGAAAAGUCUGGCAGUUGCCCAGUGUACAAGGUGAUGUCCAGAAGCGCUCUUUGCGAUCAAGAGCUAGCUGAGUGUGACAUUGAUUACGUUUGUGACGGAGAUCUCAAAUGCUGCGAAGACGAGCGCUGCGGAGUAUCAAAAUGUACAAAGCCAGUCAGAGAUGUCCAACCAACGUGGAGGACUGACCGUUGCCCCAUCGAAGAGAGUGCGAGUCGAAUGUCUGGUUGUCGGCUAUUUGAUACAAAAUUCUGUUUCAAGACAAAUUGUCAGAGAUGCUGCACUCACCUGAAUGACUGCAAUCCUGCAAAAGGAAUUCUGGUGCCUUAUGAUGAAUGCACACAACCAACCCCAUUAAACCUCACAAGAAGUGUGAUUACUGUAAAAAGUGGGCAGUCACUCGAACUAAAAUGCCAGGUACCAAAAGAAAACUCUUUGAGGCGCUGGUCAAAGUUGGUAAAUGGGCAAAAAUUUGUUUGGCCUACAUCACACACUGAAAUCAUCGAUAAAGACUUGGUGCUGAAGAUCCAGAAUGCUGUUGUCACUGACAAUGGCCUAUAUCUUUGUGAAAUAGUAUACCUUGGGAAAUCAUAUUCAAGAGAGGUCCAACUGACAGUGCUUGAACCAGAUAGCUAUAAAAACAUUUGUUUGAUGCCAAAAGUCUUGGGAAAUUGCACCUUUAACUUCUUGCACUUCUACUAUGAUGUGAAAGACGACAGUUGUAAGUCGUUCCAAUAUGGUGGCUGCAAUGGGAACAAUAAUAAUUUUGCAAAUAAAUCUGUAUGCGAGAGAAAAUGCAAAGGGUCACUGCAAUCAUGUCCAAAGUUUGGGCUGCCUUUAGCAAAGAAUUGCCCUGAACAACAAAGCCAUGAGUGUAUCAAAAAUGGAGACUGUAGCAACAGAAGAGCUUGUUGUUUAAUUGGUUGCAAACGAAGAUGCAUUGAUCCAAGCAAACCUUUUACACGGCAGUCUGAGACCACCAAGAGGCCUUAUGUUACAACAAGGGCUAUCGUCAAUUCUAACGGUAUACGGUCGUAUACGUCUUGUGGUGAACGUAUCUGUCGAUUCUACUCUGAAUGUAGAGAAAACAAAUCGGGUACCAAGGAGUGCCAUUGUCCUCGAAGCUGCAAUUUCAGAGAAUUGAAGAAAGUUUGCGGCAGAGAUGUAUUAACUGGUGAAAAAAGAGCCUACAGAUCGAUGUGUUUUUUGAAAGUUAGGUCAUGCAGAUUGCAGAGAGAAAUCAUCCCUAUUUCCAAAGUCGAUUGCUACAAAGAAGGCCUUGGUUUAAAAAUUGCAUCAGCGGCCGAUCGUUGCAAGCUCAAAGAUUGCUCGCCGCAUGCCAGAUGUGUCAUUAAUAGAUUCGAUAACCAGCCUCAGUGUUUAUGUCCACAAUUCUGUAGUCUGGUCCGGAAUUUAGUAUGCGGCAGUAAUGGACAAACAUACAGAAAUGACUGUUUCUUGCGUGUACUGUCUUGUAGAAGAAAUCUAUACGUUCAGAAAGUGAGACAAGGACCGUGUUAAACAGACACAUAUAUGUCAGUUUGCUAAUGCUCAUAGGUCGAGAAGCUGCAACGAGAAGCUGCAAAAUGUUGCUGCUUUGAAAGCUUUUGUAGCUAAAUCAUUGUAUAUAAAAAUAAUUCGUUAAUGUAUCAAGGGGUAUGCCACACCCAGGCAGGCCCGUAGACACUGAGGGGGGCAGGGGGCAAUGCCCCCCAAUAAUUUGCGAAAACCAAUAGUUUGAAUAUCUUAUAAGCUUCGUAAGGCAGGUAUAGAAAAAGCUAUAUUUCUAUCCAUGCCCCAAAAUCCAGUUUAGCUGUCUACGGGGCUGCACCCAGGCACCCCAUCUGUUUAAGCUAUCAUCGAAUGAAUAACAUAUUUCGAAGGGUUGUCUUUGUUGAAAUGCAUUGAUAACGGAAUACUAAAUGAAUCCUCAAAGAGGUGAGUUAAAGGGGAAUUUAUAAAGAUUUAGACUGUUAAAAAACAAUGACAAUUGAUCGUAAUUUUCAAUAGAAAAGUAGCUGUUGCAUUAAUACGAUUGCCACAUACAUGUAAUAGAAAGAAGGUAGCUCUCGGAUGUGGAAAUAGUUCUCUGAAGUAUUAAUGAGAGGAAAACAAAAUCAAGAUCGUCUUAGAGAUAAUUCGUGUGUAGAUGUAGAAAUAGAGGUUGUUAUCCGGAAAGCAGAAUUUCCAGUAUUUGUUGUUGUUAAAAGCUAAUCUUAUACCCAGUAAAAUAAUGGACCUUCCCCUUUGCAGGCCCUUCUACUACAUUAUUUUCGAGAUGACUGUGCAAAAGCAUAAAGGAUCCUUCCCAUUGGGCAAUUUAAAAAAUGCUGCCCGAUUUGUUUCCAAAAUUGACAAGUCAAAGAAAAUAGCAAGUGGUUUUUAAAAGGGGUUGACGUCUAGACAUUUACUCUUUACUUUUGACUACUCCCAAAGAAAGGGUUUGUGUUAGCCCCACCUAAAGAUCAAAACGCUGGACACAAGUUUAUCCAUCCCGACCUAAUCCCAAUGUUUCUAUAAUUUAGAAAUAGAACUGAUCUACCCCCCGACGAGUUAUUGCCAUGUUAUGUCCUAUAAAUGUAAACUUAUACUCACGCUCUUGUGCUGGGGGCAGUAGCAUGCUUAUUACACAGCAAGUUUCUAGUAAUUAUCGACAUAGCAAAGCGGUGUGCAAAAAUAUUUUCAAUGUAGGAAAGCUAUGAAAUACCACUCUGUGAACAUUUUAAAUUAACUAAAAAUAAAUUACAAAAUGUACUCUUUGUGACCAAUUAAUACUAUCAAUGUAGGUUGACAAAAACGAUAAAAAGUCCCUGUUUUAUAGUUUGAGUACCACGACAUUCCCUUCUUAAAGUUUUGAUAGUCAAAUGCAUGCUAAAAUGAAUUUCCGAUGUCAAAGAACGAUUUGGCUUCGCCCAUUUUUAAUAAGAUAUCCAUAUAAGAAAAUGGAGGUAAUUAGAUGUCACGGGACUAAUUAAAGCUCAUUUUAUCUACUUUAAACGUAUUUCUACCAAAAAAGAUAAACUCAACCUUCCUAAGUAAAAUUGUUUGGAAAUUAAGCCUUUUAGAAUGGCUAAAAGUGCAUCUCCCAGACUAAAAUU
Molecule: messenger RNA, 3349 nt
Organism: Rhopilema esculentum
Lineage: Eukaryota; Metazoa; Cnidaria; Scyphozoa; Rhizostomeae; Rhizostomatidae
Biological process (GO): cell differentiation; multicellular organism development
Cellular component (GO): extracellular region
Molecular function (GO): serine-type endopeptidase inhibitor activity; protein binding
Source: RefSeq, a predicted model, not a curated record